CAUUCCAGUGGGGUGUUUUAGGUAAGUGUUUACAGUAGCAGCAGAGAGUUUACUGGAUUUCAGCUCCAUUUUGGACAAUCUCAUUUUGAUUUUGUUGUUUUUGCUGCCCUUCUUCCUUCCUCCCCCUAUUGAUAUAGGGAAUUGGAAAAUCAACUAAUAAGCUGCUACUCAUAUUCUGCAUGAUUCUCCCUAGUUUAGUCCUCUUUCACUCUUGACCUGCCAGGAUAGAGUAUUGAUCCACAGGUUCUGAGUGUCCCAAGAUGCUUUCUUCUCUGCUGGCCUCACACCCCUACUUCUUGGGUCAGGAUUCAAUUCACUGUAUUGCAGGCUAUGGCAGAGUGGGCAGCUCUUCCCUUUGUCUCUGUAACUCUGUUUCUUUUUCUGUUGUCUUCUGUAGAACAGUUUGACUUGAAAAAUAGUAGGUUCUUCAUCAAUGGAGGUCUUCAAGCAGAGGUGGUAUGACUAUUUUUGAGCUCUUUCUAGGAUCUAGCUGUCUUGGUUAACUGAAUAGAUGCAAACUAGCUUACUUAGCCCCCUCUGUCUUGGUGGUUCCAGAUUCCUGGAUCUUUACAUCUUUUUCAGCUUUCACCUGUGCCAUCUCACCAUCUGCCUUCCCAGCUCUCUAUUCAUGUUAUCUCAUUAUCUUCCUUCAUACUUCUGUAUUUAUCCCCAUCUGGAUUAGCACCCUACCCAUCAGACCUAGACCCCUGUACUCUACACUUCCAGAAUUUCUGUCACCAGACCCUGAGAAAGUUAAUCUGAUCAUCUUUAGAAUUCCUGCCUUAUAAGCCCAGACUUCUUGUUUAGGUACCAUAUUCCUCUUAAGUGGGUAGACUAGCCUACUAUGUCACCUUCUCAUCCAACUAUUCACCUAAGCUAUCUCUACUUACUUGCUGAUAAGGUAAUUUUAGGCAAAGUAAUAAAGUCAAUAGUAUCAUUGAUUCUGGAAAGUGUCAGCUAACUGCCCAAUGGAUCAGUUUACCAUCCCUGGAACUUUGCAGACCAUCAUUCCCUUCCUUGGCCACCACUUUUAUAUAUGUACAUAAUAUUAUAGUGUAAGGUACUUAAGAGUAGAGAUUGUUCCCCAUACUUGUAUCUCCAGUGCUUAUGACAAUGCUUGACACACAAUACUUAUUAAACUCUUUUUCAUCCAAUCAUUAAUGUUGUAGAAGUUAUUGCUCUGAUAUAGAUUGGACUAAUUGAUCUCUGAGGUUCCUUCUAAUUUUUAGAAUCUGGUUCUGUAACUCUUAGCCUGACAUUUCAGGGCUUUCCCAGUAAGAUCCCUACCUUUCCAACCAUAUUUCAUGACACUCCUUUGCAAACUCUUUGAUUAAGCCCAACUGGACAUCCAUUUUCUUGUCAGCAUGCUACAAACUUCAGCUUUGCAUUUUGAUUCUGUGCAAAAUCAUUUAAACUCUUGAGAAUGUAUGAGUUAUUAUUCUUAAAAACCAACUGAAUUGGGGCAGUUAGGUGGUUCAGUGGAUAGAAUACCAGCCGUGAAGUCAGGAGGAUCUGAGUUCAAAUCUGAUCUCAGACACUUAACACUUCCUAACUAACUAUGUGACCCUGGACAAGUCACUUAACCUCAAUUGCCUCAGCACAUAACCAAAAAAAAAAAAAAACACAAAACAAAAAACCAACUGAAUCUUCUGAGGCUUAUUAUACAUAUUAUACAUAUAAUGGGGAUUCAUUUGGCCCCAUUGGCUAGCCCCUCCCCCCCAAACACAUUACUUCCCUCCUUACAAUCUUUGGCCCAGCCAAAAUAGCCUUUGGUGUUCCUCUCACACAAGAUAAAUCAUCUCUUCCCGGAAUGCAUUUCUUUCCCUCUCUCAGAAUUCCUGAUUUCUAUCAUCUUUCCUUAAGAGUUACCCUCUACUUGAAAUCUUGUCCAACUUCCCCAACUGCUAGUACCUCUCCACCAAAAUCACUCUAGACUUAGUUUGGGUAUAUUUAUGGGUAUAUGGGUAUACUUAUGUGUCUCACUUGCUGAGUCAGGCAAUAAUGAUUCAAUAAUCAUUUAAGUGCCUACUUAUAUGACAUGCACCAGGCUAAUCUCUAGGAAUACAAAUUAAAGCCAAAAAAAAAAAAAAAGCCCCUUCCCUGAAGGAACUUAUGGAAACAAACAAUUUAGGUUCCAAAUAUGGCUAUUAGAUGGAAAGACAUCUGAAAUAGGAAGACAUUGUAAUCUAAGCCCCUUUAGAACAGACUGAUUUUGUGUGUGUGUCCCUAGCUGAGGCCAGAGUGCCUGUCACAGCAAAUUGAUUAAACAAGCUUACUAGGCCCUAAGGAUUAAUUAAAAUAUGUUUUCCUGGAAGCUUUCUGGUUCAGUCCCCCUUCUGAGCUCACCGAUUGAUUAUCUUAAAACUUCUUCAAGAACCCUUGUGAUUCUCUUCGCCUUCUGAUUAUGAUACUCUCUUCCACUUCCAUGCAGCCUUCUUACAUUUCGCAGCACUUCUCUCCCCCGCCCCCCUUUUGAUUCGGUGACGCUGGCCAAGCUGCUCCCAGAGUCUCCACUGGCUCUCCCCCAAGUCUGGAACGCUUUCUCCCUCCUCAGCCCGGCUACCUGGCUGCUCUGGCUAAGCAGCCUUGCCCAGUCCUGGUUCUUUCUCUCGGAGAUUCUCGCUCCCGCUCCUUCCUCUGCCUUUGGUACACAGCUGUCUGCAUGUUCUCCCCCCUCCCCUGCCCCAUGAGAUUCUGAGGUUAAGGAGAAGAAUUGUUUCGGGUACACCCGAGCUUAGCCCGGAGCCCGGCUCAUGGCAGGGGCGCGCUUCAUUUGCUAAUUGGCUAACAUAACUCGUUGUGCAGCUCCGUCAAGUAUCUCUCAGGCAAUACUGGGCACGAUACCAAUCUUACUGAUCGGUCCGUGAGCUCUCGCAAGGCGACCAGGUCUGUCCCCUGGUGCUCAGCAAAGCGCUCCGCACCCAUCAGGCACUUAAAAAUAUUUCCCGGGGAAGUGAGCGACUGUUGCCCCUCUUCGCGGUCUCUCUCACUGGUGGUCUCCAGAGCCCGGGCCUCUGGCCCCCCGAGAGUCUCGGGGCUCCGGAUCGGCCUCUGUCAUCCAGACGGCACCAGGUUCUGCUCUUCACACUAGGUGUCGCUACGACCCCCUCCAGAGAAGGCGUUAAAAGAGCAGAACUGCACUCACACCCUCACUUCUCCUCCCCUCCACAUAGCCACGUGUCGAAGCAAGGGCCCGCCCACCACGCUCUGCGCAGGCCCGGCCAAGGACGGGCGGACAGACCACCGAGACUGGGAGUCCUCCCUACAGCCUAUUGAGGCCCUAGGCGCAUUCCGAUCUAGGAUUGGGCAGCACCCCCAAGGGGGGCGGGAAUCUGGGGCGACACUUCCGGUCCGGGAGAUCAGCCUCUCUCCGUGGGGGCGGUUCGGGGUCCAGUGGGGCCGGUCUGUGUCCACCGCCUCGGUCCCCGGCGCGGCCCCGGAGCGGAGGGUGAGUCCUGGCCGGCCCCAGACGUGGAGGGAUUUUAAACAGCUAUUCAUGUUCCAAGAAAUUUAGAAGACACGUGAAUGUUCUCCCUGUGCCCUAUAGAGUUGCUCUGAAAAGAUUACAGAUCCAUUUUUGCCUCACUUGAUAAACAAGUCUGCAGAAAGUUCACUUUUCUUAGCUCUGGCAACUCACCAGGUUCUUCUCUGACUCCCUGAGGGGAACCCAGGAAACCAGGCAAUGGCAGCAGAGCUCCUGUCAGUCGGGCCCCAGGUCCCAGACUCUGCACAGCAACAGAGAGCCCUCGCUGAAGAAACAAAGAUGGAGAUGACGUCCCUAGACACAGGUCUGGAGUCACCACCUGCUCUGCCCUGUAGCAGUGACUCCUCACUGGGGACCCAGACUGGCUCUCUGAACUCUGAGACCCUGCUUCCAUUCCAUGAUCUCCAACCAGAUUGUGAAACCAGCACUGAUUUCAAGUUGUUGACAGUUAAAGAAGAAAUUUUUGAAGAAGAGGACUCACAGGUGGUGAUAUUAGAAAGACUCAUAGGGGAUGUUCCCCAGGGACCUGAAUUUGGAGAAGGGUGUGAACAUGAGGAAGGGUUGGAACAACACUGGGGAAUUCCAGAAGGAGAUGGGCUAAUCAAAUCACUUUCUCAGGAGAGGAGUUUCAGACCAGUGACAGUGGUCCACAAGAGUUCUCCCAGGGAGAUUGGCCAAGAUUGUUAUGAGUUUGGCAGAAGCUUUAGUCUGAAUUCAGACCCUGUUAUGUAUCAAAGAAUUUCAUCAGGAGAGUGGUCUCAUCAGCUUGAUAACUGUGACCAAAGCUUUAAACAAAAUUCUGAUUUAAUCAAUUACCCAACUAUCCAUGUAUCUGAAACACCAUGUCAAUUUAAUGAAUAUGGGAAAAUCUUCAGUCAGAGCCCAACCCUUAAUGAACAUCUGGGAGUACAAACUGAGGAGAAACCUUAUGAGUGCAAUGAGUGUGGCAAGUCCUUCAGGGGAAGCUCAGAUCUUAUUCGACAUCAAAGUGUUCAUACUGGAGAAAAGCCCUACAUAUGUAAUGAGUGUGGGAAGGCUUUCAGCCAGAAUGCAAUCCUCAAAAAACAUCAGCGAUCUCAUGUCAGUGAGAAACCCUAUGAAUGUAAUGAAUGUGGGAAAACCUUCAGUGUACGUUCUAACCUCACACGACAUCAGAUAAAUCACACUGGAGAGAAGCCCUACAUAUGUAAUGAAUGUGGGAAAGCUUUCAACCAGAACUCAAGCCUUAAGAAACAUCAAAGAAUUCACAACAGUGAGAAACCCUAUAUAUGCAAUGAAUGUGGGAAGGCCUUUAGGCGGAGUUCAAAUCUUAUUCAACAUGAGAGAAUUCAUUCUGGAGAGAAGCCCUAUGGAUGUCACGAAUGUGGGAAAGCUUUUAGACGAAGCUCAAACCUAAUUAAACAUCAUCGAAUUCACACAGGAGAGAAACCUUUUGAGUGUCAUGAAUGUGGCAAAGCUUUCAGCCAGAGUGCACACCUAAGAAAACACCAGAGAGUUCACACUGGAGAAAAACCCUAUCAAUGUAAUGAAUGUGGGAAACCCUUCAGUCGAAUCUCCAACCUUAUAAAACAUCAUAGAGUUCAUACUGGAGAGAAACCCUAUAAGUGUAAUGAUUGUGGGAAAGCUUUCAGUCAGAGUUCAAGCCUCAUCCAGCAUCGGAGGAUUCAUACUGGAGAAAAACCACAUAAAUGCAAUGAGUGUGGCAAAGCCUUUAGUUACAGCUCAGUCCUUAGGAAACAUCAGAUAAUCCACACUGGAGAGAAACCCUAUGAAUGUAAUGUGUGUGGCAAAGCCUUUAGCCAUAGCUCAGCUCUAAUUCAGCAUCAGGGAAUCCAUACUGGAGAUAAACCCUAUGAAUGCAAUGAAUGUGGGAAAACCUUUGGUCGGAGCUCCAACCUCAUUCUUCAUCAGCGAGUUCAUACGGGUGAGAAACCCUAUGAAUGUAACGAGUGUGGUAAGACCUUCAGCCAGAGCUCAACCCUCAUUCAGCAUCAGAGGAUUCAUAAUGGAUUAAAGCCCCAUGAAUGUAAUGAAUGUGGCAAAGCCUUCAAUCGAAGCUCAAAUCUCAUCCACCAUCAGAAGAUCCACACUGGAGAGAAACCUUAUACAUGUACCGAAUGUGGCAAAGCUUUCAGCCAAAGCUCACAUCUUAUUCAGCAUCAGAUUAUCCAUACUGGAGAGAGACCCUAUAAAUGUAACGAAUGUGGGAAAUCCUUCAGUCAGCGUUCAGUCUUGAUCCAGCACCAGAGAAUUCACACUGGAGUGAAACCCUAUGAGUGCAGCGACUGUGGGAAAGCCUUCAGCCAGCGCUCAAAACUCCUUAAACACCAGAUAAUUCACACCAGGGUGUGAUCUUUUGAGUGAAAAGGGCAUGUAAAAUACUUAAUAACCAAGGGAUCCAGAGUGGUUCUCUUUUCUGACUUUCCUAUCUUCUUCUCUGUCAGUGGCACCACCAUUCUCCCCACCAUCUAGGCUCAAAAUCCUGGAAUUAUUAUUAUCUUAUCCCCCUCCUUUAUCCCUCUAUAGCUACUUAGUCAUUAAGUCUUGUUUAUUCUUUCUUUGAUGUGUCUCAGUCUGUACCUUUUUUUCUCUUCUACCACCAACAAACCCUUCUCUGGUGUCCAGUAUUACCUCUAAUGUUUUAUGUCGUGAGCAGACAACCAUGCUAUAUGGGCAACAAGUGAUGAAAUGGAAUAUAUAAAGAGCUUACUAUUGUAAUGAAAUAAAACCUACCAAAAUUUAAUCUGA
Antechinus flavipes (yellow-footed antechinus) is the source of this 6232-nucleotide messenger RNA. Its product is annotated as zinc finger protein 16-like. Gene Ontology annotation, molecular function: RNA polymerase II cis-regulatory region sequence-specific DNA binding; DNA-binding transcription factor activity, RNA polymerase II-specific. The coding region runs from base 3683 to 5836 and encodes 717 amino acids. The transcript has 5 exons. NCBI's taxonomy places the organism in Eukaryota, Metazoa, Chordata, Mammalia, Dasyuromorphia, Dasyuridae. Gene Ontology annotation, biological process: regulation of transcription by RNA polymerase II. The record is from RefSeq and is a predicted model, not a curated record.